AUGAAAGCAGAGGUCUUGGCCAACUUUGACACCUUCUGGGAACCUUGGUCAGAUCGUACAACUGUAUCCACUUCCUUACAAGAUCAACCGGACGGCACCUUCCGCGUCCGCCCUUCUCGCCAGGACCCGACAUCACGCGUCUUGUGCGUCAAGUUUGGACAAAUCGUGCUGCAUUACCUCCUCGAAAGAUACGACGGCCAGGUGGAUGGCACAUUGCUGAAGGGAGGAGUCACGCUGACUGGCCACACGCGCGUCUUUCGCUCCCUUGUCGACCUCCUGGCCUUUUACAGCGUGAAACGGGAAGCACUGCCAUGCCUUCUGCGAAGUGCAACAAGCAGAGCAGAACAGCCCUCGUCCCGCGCCUCCCUCCACACCCGCCACUCCUCUGAAGCACUCAUCCUCGUGGAGAUGAAUCCAGGCUCCCCUAGAAACGAGGUCGGCAAGUCCAGUUCAGAGCGACGGCUGACGAGAAUACGACGCAAACUUCGUCGUCUUCGCAUCCCCGUCCCAGCACGGUGGUUGCCGCCUGUGUCGCAGCGCAUCUCAAACCACUUGGGGCGACUUCUCAGCAGCAGCAGAACGGCAGAGGGGAGGACAGUGGACAGCUUUGUGCAGUGCACGGAGGAUGCUGAGGAGGAUGACUUUCACGUUGUCAUGCGCAACAUUCGCCAAUUCCUUGACGGCAUGCGCAACUUCGUCCUCGCUCAACAUGGUAAUGCGACACUUAUCGGGAAUGGUCGCGACACCCAGAGCAAGAAGGUGGCACUGCUGCUGCCGCUUGUGUUUUACUUUGCCCUGUGGCACGUUGCACCAGGGGCCCUGCCCAGUAUUAUUGAGAUGAUCUUGCAGAACCGCAUCGUGCCUCGCCUGCAUCAGCACGUAUACAAGCUAAUAAUCAACCACUUUCAAAGCAGACAAGGCGACCUUGCCCAGUUCAAGGCGAACCUGACAGCCCUGCAGCGCUCAGAACCAGAGGACAUUGGCCUGAAUCCAAAGCUUGCGCGCAUCCAGUGGAAGGGGGCAAUUGUGCACCUUGAACGCAUGCAAACCAGCCCAUCUCCCGUGUCAAAACUGCAGGAGCUGUUGUUCUUCGUGGACACUGUGCACGCCAUCUUGGACGACACACGGGAUGUGCACAACAUGGAAGCCGUUGGUGCCGAUGACAUGCUGCCGCUCAUCGUGCACAUCAUCAUCCUCUCGCGCAUCUCUCUGUUUGAAGCAGAAGCGGAGUACAUGUGGGGCCUUCUUGACCCGGCCCUGCUCAAUGGCGAGGGUGGAUAUUAUCUGACCACGCUGAGCAGUGCAAUUCACGUGAUCAAGACGUUCAACGUGACAGAACAUGGCGAGACGCGCCUUGAUGCUGACGCGAAACCCCAAUUGCUCAAGAUGAAAUGGCCCCUGGACCGACGCCCUGGCGUGUACCGAAUGGAAUUCCGCCACGACAACCCCACUGCCUGACACAGUUUGAUGUGAACGCAAACGCUUGUGUCCACUGUGGCACAACCUUGCACUCACACUGGCACUCGCAGACACACUCGCGAUCGCAAACACUAUUGCUGGCUCGAUAGCAGCCUCUUCCCUGCACAACUUUGACGAGCAUGUAUUGUAAUGGUCACAUAAACGACUGACA
Salpingoeca rosetta is the source of this 1630-nucleotide messenger RNA. RefSeq lists its product as uncharacterized. The coding region runs from base 1 to 1458 and encodes 485 amino acids. The record is from RefSeq and is a predicted model, not a curated record. Lineage: Eukaryota; Choanoflagellata; Craspedida; Salpingoecidae. Gene Ontology annotation, molecular function: guanyl-nucleotide exchange factor activity; small GTPase binding. The transcript is spliced from 15 exons. Gene Ontology annotation, cellular component: endocytic vesicle; cytosol. Gene Ontology annotation, biological process: vesicle-mediated transport.